This is a messenger RNA of Candida albicans SC5314, 1560 nucleotides long. RefSeq lists its product as uncharacterized. NCBI's taxonomy places the organism in Eukaryota, Fungi, Ascomycota, Pichiomycetes, Serinales, Debaryomycetaceae. Gene Ontology annotation, cellular component: membrane. Gene Ontology annotation, biological process: transmembrane transport; monoatomic cation transport. Gene Ontology annotation, molecular function: monoatomic cation transmembrane transporter activity. The coding region runs from base 1 to 1560 and encodes 519 amino acids. The transcript has a single exon. The record is from RefSeq and is a predicted model, not a curated record.
AUGAAUUAUCAUUUUUCAUCAGUGACUUCAACAAGUCUAAAUCGUUAUUUAUUUUAUAGAUCUUCUACAAACACAGUACUGUAUUGGUCUUCAUCUCAAUUUCAUAUUAGACUCAAAUUCACUACUCGAUCAAAUUGUACGACGACAAUAACAACAACAACAACAACUGCAUUAUUAUCGCGUCAUUUUUAUUCCACAUUUUCAAUUUUUCAACGACCAAUGUCAACUUCAAACAACAAAUUGUCCAAAGAAAUUUCACCACCACCACCACCACCUGGCCAAGAUUCUCAUAGUCAUGUACAUAGUCAUAGUCAUGAUUCAGAACAUUCACAUUCGCAUUCGCAUUCAGGAGCAAGUAUGCUUCAUCAUCACAAACAUUCAAUGCAUGAACCAAAUGAACUUUUAGCUGGAGGUGCUUCUGCAAUUAAAACUAAUCCAGCAGUGAGAAUUACUUGGAUUGGAUUGUUAGUCAAUGUCACAUUGGCGAUUUCUAAAGGUAUUGGUGGUGUUUAUUUCCAUUCUCAAGCACUUGUGGCGGAUGCAAUUCAUUCAGUAAGUGAUAUGCUUGCUGAUUUUUUAACUUUAGCUACUGUCAAUGUAGCUGCUAAAGUUGGUACAGCAACUAAAUUCCCUUUAGGUUAUGGUAAACUUGAAACCGUUGGUGCAUUUCUGGUGAGUGCUAUUUUAUUAUUUGCUGGUAUUUCCGUUGGAUGGUCGUCAUUAUUACAAAUUUUUGAAUUUGUCUUGCCAACUCAUCUUUAUGAAAUUGCCUCACAUAUUCAAAUUGGUCACGAUCAUUCUCAUGGUCAUGGUCAUGGUCCUGUCUCUGUCCAACCAGACACCCACUCUCAUUCUCAUGGUCAAAUUGAUCCAUCGAAUAUAACUACCCAUCGUGAAAUUCCUAACAUAAAUGCUGCCUGGUUGGCAGGUGGAUCAAUUAUUGCCAAAGAACUUUUGUAUCGUAAAACAAUGCAAAUUGCCGUACAAACCAACUCAAAAGUGUUAGUGGCAAAUGCAUGGCAUCAUAGAGUUGAUUCUUUGACUGCUGUUGUUGCUUUGUUUACUGUUGCUGGUGGGGUUUUAUUUAAUGUUGCUUGGUUGGAUUCAAUUGGUGGUAUUGGUGUUUCAAUAUUGAUUAUUAAAGCUGGUUGGGAUUCAUUAAAAGAAGCUUGGAAUGAAUUGAUUGAUCGUGGUGAAAAACCGGGAUCUGAAUUAUACAACAAAAUUGAAGGGAUCAUUAAUAAUGAAUUACAAAUGAAUAAUGAAUUGAAACAAUUUAAAUUAAAUCAAUUAUCAGUGUUGUCUUCUGGUGCUAAUACUAAUAUUCAUAUGAAUCUUUCAACUACAAAUAAAAAUUUAAAUUUACAAACAUUGAAUCAAUACGAAAAAAGAUUAUCAGAUUUAAUUAGACAAGAUGAUAGAUUUGUUAGAAACAUUUUUGUUAAAUUUGACCAAGUUGAAGAAGAACCAGAGAAAGUUGAAGCCAAAAAAGAAGAAGAUGAUGAUGAUGAUGAAAAGGAAGUAAAUGGUUCCAAUGAUGUACAUAGUCACAAACAUUAA